Spea bombifrons (plains spadefoot toad) is the source of this 4984-nucleotide messenger RNA. RefSeq names its product death associated protein kinase 1 (gene DAPK1). The record is from RefSeq and is a predicted model, not a curated record. Gene Ontology annotation, cellular component: nucleus; cytoplasm. NCBI's taxonomy places the organism in Eukaryota, Metazoa, Chordata, Amphibia, Anura, Pelobatidae. Bases 252 to 4547 code for a protein of 1431 amino acids. The transcript has 26 exons. Gene Ontology annotation, molecular function: ATP binding; protein serine/threonine kinase activity; protein binding. Gene Ontology annotation, biological process: positive regulation of apoptotic process; protein phosphorylation; intracellular signal transduction.
GCACCCUGGGCUGGUGGAGCUGCUGUGGGAGUCGGGGCGUUCGAUCCCGAGCAGACGUUCCACCGCUGGCUGGCGGGCUGUGCGCAGAACGCAUGCUGCUCCAUUGCAUUGUCCUCCUGCCUUGUGUCCUGCGGCGCCGGGGUGUUGUCUGAAGGUAAUUUAAGAAUGCACGAAGGAUCUGGCUCUCUGGUUAUGUGGUGAUGAAUUGGAGGUGCGUUAGGAGGCUCCCUCGUACAGAGCUUUGAGACACCAUGACAGUGUUCAGGCAGGAGAACAUUGAGGAUUAUUAUGAGAUUGGAGAAGAACUUGGAAGUGGCCAGUUUGCAGUGGUAAAAAAAUGUCAGGAGAAAAGCGCAGGUGUUCAGUACGCUGCAAAGUUCAUCAAAAAGCGGAGAACCAAAUCAAGCCGGCGUGGAGUGACCCGGGAGGACAUAGAGAGGGAGGUCAGCAUACUGAAAGAGAUCCAACAUCCCAACGUGAUCACUCUGCACGAGGUGUACGAGAACAAAACAGAUGUCAUUCUCAUUCUGGAGCUAGUUGCAGGUGGGGAGCUGUUUGACUUUCUUGCUGAGAAGGAGUCGUUGACUGAAGAGGAAGCUACAGAGUUUCUCAAGCAGAUACUUAACGGAGUAAAUUAUCUUCAUUCUCUGCAGAUUGCUCACUUUGAUCUUAAGCCUGAAAAUAUAAUGCUUCUAGACAGAAAUGCACCAAAACCUCGCAUAAAAAUUAUAGACUUCGGACUUGCUCACAAAAUUGAUUCCAGAAAUGAAUUCAAAAAUAUCUUUGGGACACCAGAGUUUGUUGCUCCUGAAAUUGUCAACUAUGAACCUCUUGGUCUUGAGUCUGAUAUGUGGAGCAUUGGUGUAAUAACGUAUAUCUUGCUGAGCGGUGCGUCUCCAUUUCUUGGGGAAACAAAGCAAGAGACACUGGCUAAUAUAUCUGCUGUCAGCUAUGAGUUCGAGGACGAGUUUUUCAGUAGCACUAGUAGCCUGGCCAAAGAUUUUAUAAGAAGACUUCUUGUCAAGGACCCAAAGAAAAGGAUGACGAUUAAAGACAGUUUAAAUCACCCAUGGAUUAAGCCUAAGGAUACACAACAAGCGCUGAGUAGAAAAGCCUCUGCAGUUAACAUGGAGAAGUUAAAGAAAUUCGCAGCACGACGUAAAUGGAAACAAUCUGUCCGUUUAAUAUCCCUGUGCCAAAGACUGUCGAGGUCAUUCUUAUCCAGGAGUAACAUGAGUAUAGCUAGAAGUGACGACACUUUGGAUGAAGAAGACUCUUUCGUAAUGAAGGCUAUUAUUCAUGCUAUAAAUGAUGAUAAUGUCCCUGGUUUACAGCAUCUCCUCGGGUCAUUGUCAAGCUAUGAUAUUAAUCAACCAAACAAGCAUGGCACUCCUCCAUUAUUAAUCGCUGCAGGUUGUGGAAAUAUCCAGAUACUUGAAUUACUAAUAAAGCGUGGCGCGAACAUUGAUGUACAAGAUAAGGCUGGAUCUAAUGCAAUGUACUGGGCAUCACGUCACGGCCAUGUCGAGACUUUGAAAUUUCUCCAUCAAAACAAGUGCCCUUUAGAUGUUAAGGAUAAGUCUGGAGAGACAGCGCUUCAUGUUGCAUCCCGCUAUGGCCAUGUUGAUGUUAUACAGUAUCUGUGCCGCAUUGGAUCCCAUCCAGAUAUUCAAGAUAAGGAAGAAGAAACUCCUCUGCACUGUGCCGCGUGGCACGGCUACUACCCUGUUGCAAAAGCUUUGUGUCAAGCCGGCUGCGAUGUUAACAUUCGCAACAGGGAAGGGGAGACGCCUCUUCUGACUGCUUCGGCAAGAGGAUACCAUGACAUCGUAGAAUGCUUGGCUGAACACGGAGCUGACCUUGAUGCAACAGACAAGGAUGGGCAUAUAGCCCUGCACCUUGCAGUGAGAAGAUGUCAGCUGGAAGUGGUUAAAACCCUUAUCAGUAAGGGGUGCCGUGUAGAUUUCCAAGAUCGUCAUGGCAACACACCCUUACAUGUCGCUUGUAAAGACGGGAAUAUUCCUAUCGUGAUGGCACUCUGCGAAGCCAACUGCAAUUUGGAUAUUACAAACAAGUAUGGCCGCACUCCCUUACAUCUGGCUGCAAAUAACGGCAUUCUGGAGGUGGUUCGUUAUCUUUGCCUGACUGGUGCCAAUGUGGAGGCAUUAACCAUGGAUGCUAAGACAGCAGAAGAUCUGGCCAAAUCUGAACAACACGAAGCUGUUGUCAGUUUGCUUUCAAGACUUCGAAAGGACACCUACCGAAGUAUUUUCAUACAGCAACUCAGGCCAUCCCAGAACCCACAGUCAAGGAUAAAGUUGAAAUUGUUUGGACACGUCGGGUCCGGAAAAACCACCCUUGUGGAAUCUCUGAAAUGCGGGCUUAUUCGGAGCUUUUUCAGAAGACGUAGACUGCGUAUUUCAUCCACUAAUUCAAGCCGCUUCCCUCCUUCCCCACUGUCUUCUAAAACUUCACUUUCAGUGAGCAUUUCGGAUCUCUACCCCGGCUGUGAGAAUGUCAGUGUGCGGAGCCGCAGCAUGAUGUUUGAGCCAGGAUUAACCAAAGGAGUACUGGAGGUGUUUGUAGCACCAUCUCAUAACCCUCACUCUUCUGCAGAUGACCAGUCCACCAAAGCUAUUGAAAUCCAGAAUGCCAACUUGAAUGGUGUUGGAGAUUUCAGUGUCUGGGAGUUCUCUGGAAACCCUACAUAUUACUGCAGUUAUGACUAUUUUGCUGCCAAUGACCCUACAUCAAUUCAUGCUGUGGUUUUCAGCCUUGAGGAACCAUAUGAAAUUCAGUUAAAUCAAGUCAUUUUCUGGCUCAACUUCUUGAAGUCGCUUGUUCCUGUAGAUGAACCUAUAGCCUUCGGAGGAAAGCUAAAGAGCCCACUCAGAGUCGUGCUCGUAGCCACGCAUGCCGACAUUGUUAAUCUGCCUCGCCCAGCUGGAGGAGAGUUUGGAUAUGACAAAGAUUUGUCAUUGCUGAAAGAAAUCAGAAACCGUUUUGGAAACGACCUUCACAUUUCUGACAAGCUGUUCGUGUUGGAUGCAGGAGCAUCUAAUUCCAAGGAUAUGAAGCUUCUACGUAAUCACCUCCAGGAACUAAGGAGCCAGCUAAUUUCUGCUUGUCCAACAGUGACACCUUUAUGUGAGAAAAUAAUAUCUACUCUGCCAUCAUGGAGAAAGCUAAAUGGGCCCAACCAGUUGCUGUCAUUCCAGCAGUUUGUUUAUGAUGUGCAGGAGCAGCUCAACCCACUUGCUAGUGAAGAGGAUAUAAGGAUUAUAGCACAGCAGUUGCACAGUAUUGGAGAGGUCAGCAUAAUGCAGAGUGAGACUGUUCAAGAUGUGGUGCUUUUAGACCCAAGAUGGUUGUGUCACAAUGUCCUUGGGAAACUCCUGUCCAUAGAGAACCCAAAAGCCCUACACCAUUAUCGGGGGAGAUACACUAUGGAUGAUAUCCAGCGCCUGGUCUCAGACAGUGAUGUUGAUGAACUUGUACAGAUCUUAGACGCAAUGGAUAUCUGUGCCCGAGACUUAAGCAGUGGAACCAUGGUGGAUAUUCCAGCUCUUAUAAAAACAGACAGCCUCCACAGAUCAUGGACUGAUGAAGAAGAGGACAUCAUGAUUUAUGGCGGAGUUCGAAUUGUUCCUGUGGAACAUCUUACUCCUUUCCCAUGUGGCAUUUUCCACAAAGUCCAAGUAAACCUUUGUAGAUGGAUACAUCAACAAAGCACUGAUGGAGACGCCGAUAUACGUCUGUGGGUAAAUGGUUGCAAAAUUGCAAACCGGGGGGCUGAAGUUUUGGUGUUGCUGGUCAACCAUGGUCAAGGUAUUGAAGUGCAAGUUAGGGGUCUUGAAACUGAAAAAAUUAAGUGUUGUUUACUUCAAGAUUCUAUUUGCUGUAUCAUUGACAACUUAUUCUCCACAACAUUACCAGGGCUUUUAACUGUAAAAUAUUACUUAAGCCCACAGCAACUAAGGGAACACCAUGAACCAGUAAUGGUUUACCAACCUAGAGACUUUUUCCGAGCACAGGUGCAAAAGGAGACCUCACUGGCGAAUACAAUGGCUGGAUACAAGGAAAGUUUUAGCAGUAUAUUGUGCUUUGGUUGCUUGGACAUUUACUCACAAGGAAAUUUAGGAAUGGAUCAUCACAUCUCAGAACUGAACGUUCUAACUAGAAGAAAACUCAGCCGACUUCUAGACCCUCCAGAUCCCAUGGGCAAGGACUGGUGUCUUCUGGCUAUGAAUUUGGGUCUGCCAGACUUGGUUGCCAAAUACAAUAUGAACAGCAGUACAGUGGAGAAUGGUUUUCUCCCAAGCCCAAUGUGUGCUGUUUUGCAAGAAUGGGGUAACUCCCCAGAAAGCACUGUAGCCAUUCUAAUGACAAAACUGAGAGAACUUGGGCGACGAGAUGCAGCUGAUUUUUUGCUGAAGUCCUCUUCUGUUUUUAAAGUGAAUCUUGAUGUCCACGGACAAGAAGCAUAUGCAGCAAGCUGUAACAGUGGCACUUCUUACAAUUCAAUUAGCUCUGUAGUGUCACGAUGACUGCAUUAUUUGGGGUGACUUUACCUCUGUCCUGCUGGAGCCUGGGUAAAGCGUUUAGUUCUGAUAAGUGUUACUAGGGUUUCCAUUUUUAACCAUUAAUUUAUAAGCCUUCCAUCUACAAAUGCCACAUGCCCCCCAAAACCAUAAUGCGAUCUUUCUACUUUUUAAUAAGAAUUGUUGCCUUUUAUUGUAGCUUUUUCAAGGUACAUUUUUGAAUUUGAAUCUAGACUUAUAAAUGAAUGUGCUGCUAAUUACUGCCACUGGGAUUGGUAAAUUUCUUUCCCACGUUUUUAUUUUUUUAGGUGAUUUUUUUUUUUUGUACAAUCUGCUCAGUUAUUCAUGUGUAUAAACAUUGUCCAUAUCUUGCCCCACUUGAUUUUGCUUAAUGUUUAUAUAUGCUAAAAGGGAAAAAAAUGCUAGGUGGAUGAUCCAGUGGG